CUUUCAAAUAAGGUGUUAUGUGACCUUGAGAACUCUUUGUUGCUCUGAUCUUCAGUUUCUUUUAUAAUACCAGAGUAAUAUUUUAUCUACGUUAUAGGGCUUUUAUGAGGAUUAAAUAGAGCAUCAUGGGUAGUGUUUUUUCAGCCUCUGUCACUAAGUAGGUAAUAAAUGGUCUGCAGUCAUCAUCAUAAAUGAUUCAAGGUCUGAAUAGCAGAAGCAGAAGAGGAAAACUCAAGUGAAACGUGCUAGACAUAUAACACAGCUUAUCUAAUAAAAUAUGUUACUGGCUAAGCUGGGGUGGCUUUCUGUCCCCCACUCAAGUUUAAGAAAGAAAAAUAGACCUAUCUCUGCAUCUGCCACUGCAUACCUCUCAGAGCACAGACCAACUUUGCCUUUCCUUGAAAGUCCUAGGUUUACCUACCAACUUUUAGGAAAUAACCAUUCUCAAAGCCUGGCAAAGAGGGCAUCAGGAGCAGCUCUAGAGGUUUGCUCCGAUUUGUAUCUAGUCCUCCAGUAAAGUCGGCUGCUACCAAUCCUAGCCAACCCGCUCAACGCCCACCCUCACUGCGGCACUGGACGCGCGGGGGAUGCGGGGUUAUUCCCCGAGUAGCCGCUAAGGGGAGCCGGACGCCGGACCGCCCUUCCUCGUUGCCAUGACAACGACACCGGCGAGCGCGCAGCCUGGGGAGCGAAGUGCCGCCUAAGGCGGGUGUCGAAUUGCAGUGCGCUCGCGGAGGCUCUGGACCUUGGAGCCUGUGAGAUUCUGGCUACUGUUCCUCCGCCUCCCUCUUGGGCAGCUCCCUAAGCCGGCGGGGACGCGCAGAGUGAAAAUGGUCCAUCAUUCAGGCUCCAUUCAGUCUUUUAAACAACAAAAAGGUAUGAAUAUAAGCAAGAGUGAAAUAACAAAAGAAACUUCAUUAAAACCAUCUCGGAGAUCCCUGCCUUGCCUCGCCCAGAGCUAUGCUUACUCAAAGAGCUUGAGCCAGUCUACCUCACUCUUCCAGUCAACGGAGAGUGAAUCUCAGGCUCCCACAUCUAUCACCUUAAUCUCCACUGACAAAGCAGAGCAAGUUAACACUGAGGAAAAUCAAAACGACUCUGUGCUCAAAUGUUCUUUUGCUGACCUCAGCGAUUUUUGUUUGGCCCUAGGAAAAGAUAAGGAUUACACGGAUGAAUCAGAACAUGCGACUUAUGACCGAUCUCGUCUCAUUAAUGACGUUGUUACCAAAGAUAAGUCUGAAUUCAAGACAAAAUUAUCAAAGAAUGACAUGAAUUACAUAGCAUCCAGUGGACCUCUAUUCAAAGAUGGCAAAAAAAGAAUCGAUUACAUCUUGGUUUAUAGAAAGACAAAUAUACAAUAUGACAAAAGAAACACAUUUGAAAAGAACCUCAGAGCAGAAGGCUUGAUGUUGGAGAAGGAGCCAGCUAUUGCAAGCCCUGAUAUCAUGUUUAUCAAAAUUCACAUUCCAUGGGACACGCUGUGCAAGUAUGCAGAAAGGCUGAAUAUCAGGAUGCCCUUCAGGAAAAAGUGCUAUUACACUGACGGGAGGAGCAAGUCAAUGGGCAGGAUGCAAACUUAUUUUAGAAGAAUCAAAAACUGGAUGGCCCAUAACCCAAUGGUUCUUGACAAGUCAGCUUUUCCAGACCUAGAGGAGUCAGACUGCUAUACUGGCCCCUUCAGCCGUGCACGAAUUCACCACUUCAUAAUAAAUAAUAAGGACACCUUCUUCAGCAAUGCUACUCGAAGCAGAAUAGUCUAUCACAUGCUGGAGCGCACCAAAUAUGAAAAUGGAAUAUCAAAAGUGGGUAUACGUAAACUUAUAAACAAUGGCUCAUAUAUAGCAGCGUUUCCACCACAUGAGGGAGCCUACAAGAGUAGCCAGCCCAUUAAAACCCAUGGACCUCAGAAUAACAGGCAUCUAUUAUAUGAGCGCUGGGCACGCUGGGGAAUGUGGUAUAAACAUCAGCCUCUGGAUUUAAUCAGGCUAUACUUUGGUGAGAAGAUUGGACUAUACUUUGCUUGGCUGGGAUGGUAUACCGGAAUGCUGAUUCCUGCAGCAAUUGUUGGCUUGUGUGUUUUCUUCUAUGGAUUAUUUACAAUGAAUAAAAGUCAAGUGAGCCAAGAAAUUUGUAAAGCCACUGAAGUCUUUAUGUGCCCUCUCUGUGACAAAAACUGCUCCCUGCAGAGACUCAACGACAGCUGUAUCUAUGCCAAGGUGACAUAUUUGUUUGAUAAUGGUGGGACAGUCUUCUUUGCUAUUUUUAUGGCAAUAUGGGCCACAGUCUUUCUGGAGUUUUGGAAGAGGAGAAGGAGUAUACUGACAUAUACUUGGGACCUUAUCGAAUGGGAAGAAGAGGAGGAAACACUUCGUCCCCAGUUUGAAGCCAAAUAUUACAAGAUGGAGAUCGUAAACCCCAUCACAGGAAAACCUGAGCCGCAUCAGCCUUCCUCAGACAAAGUCACUCGCCUUCUUGUUUCUGUCUCAGGAAUAUUCUUCAUGAUUUCUCUGGUGAUCACUGCAGUGUUUGGAGUCGUGGUGUACCGCCUGGUUGUCAUGGAACAGUUUGCAUCAUUCAAAUGGAAUUUCAUCAAACAAUACUGGCAGUUUGCAACAUCUGCUGCUGCUGUCUGUAUCAAUUUCAUAAUCAUUAUGUUGCUGAAUCUCGCUUAUGAAAAAAUUGCUUACCUCCUCACUAAUUUAGAAUAUCCUCGAACAGAAUCUGAGUGGGAAAACAGCUUUGCCCUGAAGAUGUUCCUCUUCCAGUUUGUCAAUUUAAACAGCUCCAUCUUCUAUAUCGCUUUCUUUUUGGGAAGAUUUGUUGGCCACCCAGGAAAAUACAAUAAACUUUUUGACCGGUGGAGACUGGAGGAAUGUCAUCCUAGUGGCUGUUUGAUAGACCUCUGCCUCCAGAUGGGUGUCAUUAUGUUUUUGAAGCAAAUAUGGAACAACUUCAUGGAACUGGGAUACCCGCUGAUCCAGAACUGGUGGUCACGACAUAAAAUCAAGCGGGGAAUACAUGAUGCUUCCAUACCUCAGUGGGAAAAUGACUGGAAUCUGCAGCCCAUGAACCUUCAUGGACUGAUGGAUGAGUACUUAGAAAUGGUUUUGCAAUUUGGUUUUACCACCAUCUUUGUUGCGGCUUUUCCUCUAGCCCCUCUUUUGGCUUUGUUAAACAAUAUCAUUGAAAUCAGGCUGGAUGCAUACAAAUUUGUUACCCAAUGGCGGAGGCCUUUGCCAGCCCGAGCAACUGACAUAGGUAUCUGGCUUGGAAUUCUUGAAGGAAUUGGUAUAUUGGCUGUGAUCACCAAUGCAUUUGUAAUUGCUAUUACUUCAGAUUACAUCCCACGUUUUGUCUAUGAAUACAAAUAUGGCCCCUGUGCAAAUCAUGUAGAACAAAAUGAAAAUUGCUUAAAGGGAUAUGUCAACAAUAGCCUAUCCUUCUUUGACCUGAGUGAACUUGGUAUGGGAAAAUCUGGUUAUUGCAGGUACCGAGACUACAGAGGCCCCCCUUGGAGUUCCAAACCCUAUGAAUUUACUUUACAAUACUGGCAUAUCCUUGCUGCUAGAUUGGCCUUCAUUAUUGUGUUUGAGCACCUUGUUUUUGGGAUUAAGUCAUUCAUCGCAUACCUGAUUCCAGAUGUACCAAAGGGCCUACAUGAACGAAUACGACGGGAGAAGUACUUAGUUCAAGAAAUGAUGUAUGAGGCUGAGCUGGAACACUUGCAACAACAACGGAGAAAAAGUGGUCAGCCUGUUCACCAUGAAUGGCCCUAGUUGACACCUGUUACCCAGUAGGGGUGAUAGCAUUAAUGGGAAGAAAUGAUGGCAACUUUGAAUGCUAGACGGAAUCUAGGAGGAAGGCAUACUUGGCAAACCACAUGUGUAAUAUAUUACUUGGAAAUGUAUCACAGCCAUCUCUGGGAUUUGAAAUAUCCAGGCUUGUAGGGACCUUAAAAAGGGUUACAUUGACAUUGCAGAAAGCAAGAAUGUAAUUCUCAAAACCAGUCUCAGGGAGUUGUAUGUUUGGAGACCUCUGCCUUCCAUCAACUGCAGAGUAAUGGGAAAGAGGGUGGUGAGGUUUUGAAAGACAGAUUUCCAUAUAAAUGUUCACAAGCCAGGCAUGGCGUAAAGUAUGCCGUCUUCACUCACAAAUUAAUCUGACUUUGGAAAGUAUGGUUGAGUUCAGAUACUUGUAAGAAAUGACUUAAACAAAUUCUUGCCUUGGCUUCCAGAAUGCCACAUCCCUUCAGUUUACAGGUUGGUAGGAAUUGCCCUUGUCUCUUUCUGAGAUUAUGGAUCUGUGCUAUAGGGGAUUUAUGCUGCUUCACAUUGACUAUGCAGUUGAAGAGUUGCACAUCACCUUUAGUAAUCAAACCAAAAAUCUAAGAUUCCAAAAAGAAUAGCAUACGUUGAAAUGAUAUUCCAUUGCAGUGGCUACUUCAAGUCUGUUUUAUCCCUGGCAGAGCCAGUUGCACUGCAGUUUUUUGUACUAAAUGCCAAUAAAGCCACAUACUUAUAAAAUAUGAAUGGCUAUUCUUAUAUAGUUUAGAACACAACUAAUUCAUACUUCACUGUGGAAGGCUGUUUUAUAGUAAAUAUUUCAUUUUUUCCUCUAUGAUUUAUUACAACUCUCACAAAAUAUUAACUUGAAAUGCUGUAAAUACAUUGGUUUUCCUUGUCCCUUUGCACCCUCACAGUAUGUAGUAUCCAUUGUGGUUUAUGCAGCUCUGACACCAGUUUUUGCAAUUGUAAUAUGUUUAUUCAGGAAAACUGAGGCCAGAUGCUCUGCAACACUUAUGCUUUUUCAACAAUGUGCACUCUUACUCAUGAACUAACGAAAAUAAUGCAUGAAUAUAAAUAUAUAUUAUCUGUUAGAAAAAAACACGUAUUUGUGUUUUAGUUUCUUUUUUCAUCACUGAAAGUAGUUUUAUGUUAUUAUUUCUUUGAUAGUUUGAUCUGGUUUAUUUUUGAAAACUCUCUAGAAACAAAGCCAAAUUCAUUGUAAAAGAUAUAAUUUUGCUUUGUUGUGGAAUUUCUAUUUCAGUGUCAACUCUGUAUCUAUGAGUAUGUCUGUCCCACAGACAGAUGAGGCAGGAGUGAUGGGGCACUCAAGAAGGUUCAGAGGAGGCAUAAGCUAUGGAGGUCAGAAAGGAAGAAAGAGAAGAGCUGAGGUAGGGGAAUGUAUGGUAGAAAUUAAGACGUUUCCUUGCAAAACAAGGAAAUCACACAUAUGCACACACACAUAUUUAUGUUUACUAUGAUUAUUAUUUCUCCAAUCAAUCAAAGCACCAUUAUUUCUAAAAUUUAAAAGACCAGAUCAAACACAAUGGGAAUAAAGCUACUACAUAUAUAUGCUAGUGUUUCUCUAGUAAGAUUAUAUUUCUCUUACUAGGAAACUAUUUUCUAAAUAUUAACACUGAAAAUGUCUUGUUAGCUUUUCCUUCUUUCUCUCCAGAAGAAAAGUGGAUAGAUGAUAGUUGUUUAAUUGUUUUUCUCAAGCAUGUUCACUUUCCUCCGUGUCCUCUAAUUCUGAGCAAAGGGAAGAGCCUCAGACUCUGAACUUCCCUCACAUGCCCUUGUUAUGUGAGACUCUUCCAUUCAGAUUCCAGAGAGGUUUUCAUGCUUCUUCCUGCUUAUUUAUAGCAAUCAUAGCAACUAAUUCCACUAAGUACAAAGGAGUUUUACACGCCUCCAUUUUUGUAGCAUCUGCAUUUCUUUUUCUUUGUUAAGUAAAUGUAUACACAUGCCUGAGUAUAAAUAUUCUCUCUACCUAAUGAUAACAUGAACCAACAUCUUUUCUAAAUUAGGACCACAAAACAGCAACAUCUGUCUAAUAGUAGCGUAAAGAAUAACGAUAGCUGUGUCCUUGAGAAGUAUUUCCUUUCCAUGUUUUUACAUAGUCCCAUUACAAUUUAAAACCAUAUUGAUCAACUAGAAAACAAAAUAUGAAAGCAGAAAGAUAUUUUCAUUUAAAAAUUGUAAUACAUUGAUUUAUAAAAUGCCUUCUCUGAUACUUUUGAAACGGAUGUGAAAAAUAGAAAAAGAAAAAUUGUCUGAAAUAUUUAUUUUGUGAAACAGUGCAAUAGAAUCUAGCUAUGCUUUCAUCAUUGUUCACAGAAAAUACUGACAGCCCCUUGCAAUGUGUUAGUUUUAGAUCACUCUGUUUUAGUUGGGAGAAAUGUUUUAUAUGAUGGUUUUUAUAUGAAUACAAAUUAUUUCUCAAAGAUUUAUAGCACACACUAUUCUCAGGAAUUCUGUAUUACAUGGAUGCUGCUUAUAUAUUUUCAUAUUCUAACUUGUCUUUUCAAGCAAAUAACUAAUAUAUAUGUGCAUGCAGUCUGCCUUGACAAGUUGUUCCAAGCUGAAGAGCUUUCACUGUACAAUAAGUGGAAAAUCAACAUAGAUCAUGGCUGAAAUAGUUUGUAUUUGUCUGAGUCUGUGCACGUAUUUUUAGAUAAAAUGCUGCUGAGUGACUGCAUGAUGAGAUACAACUUCUGAAUGCUGCACAUUCUUCCAAAAUGAUUCUUAGCACAAUCUAUUGUAUGAUGGAAUGAACAGAAAACUUUUUCACUCAAUAAAUUAUCAUUUAAUAUGGUAUUUUCCCUAUAAUUUGCAUGUUAAAUUUAAUUCUGCUUGUUUUAAAAAUAUUAAAUUGGAAUUUGUUGAGUA
Cebus imitator (Panamanian white-faced capuchin) is the source of this 6671-nucleotide messenger RNA. RefSeq names its product anoctamin 3 (gene ANO3). The record is from RefSeq and is a predicted model, not a curated record. The transcript has 27 exons. Gene Ontology annotation, biological process: chloride transmembrane transport. Gene Ontology annotation, cellular component: plasma membrane. The coding region runs from base 831 to 3776 and encodes 981 amino acids. Gene Ontology annotation, molecular function: chloride channel activity; protein dimerization activity. NCBI's taxonomy places the organism in Eukaryota, Metazoa, Chordata, Mammalia, Primates, Cebidae.